Zingiber officinale is the source of this 1602-nucleotide messenger RNA. Its product is annotated as protein CHUP1, chloroplastic-like. The transcript is spliced from 5 exons. Bases 183 to 1412 code for a protein of 409 amino acids. Gene Ontology annotation, biological process: chloroplast organization. Lineage: Eukaryota; Viridiplantae; Streptophyta; Magnoliopsida; Zingiberales; Zingiberaceae. Gene Ontology annotation, cellular component: chloroplast outer membrane. The record is from RefSeq and is a predicted model, not a curated record.
CUAGCAAGAGCAUAUUUUAACUCGUGCACCGAUAUGAUUACCUACCUGCUAAACUUGACGUAUUGUCAAGUGUCAAGAAAGCCCUCAUCUAAUUAAGAUACUUGCUAAAGCCAAGGCAUUGGAGAUUAUAAGAAUGACGAAGGAGGUUUAUUGGUUGAUUCAAUACUAGUAAAGCUAGGAAAAUGUUGGAGGAAGAAGACACUUGCAAUACUCUCCUAAGCCAAAAGCUUGAGGCCUCUCUCAGGCGAAUAAGUUUCUUGGAGAUAGAGAAUGAGCAGCUGAAAAGAGAAGUUCACCGCUUGAGCACCCAAAAUGCUCUACUUCGAGGCCAGGAUUCCGAUCGGCGGCCGACGUUCCUGCUCAAGAAGACCCAAUCUUUGGCCUGCAAUGUCGCUUCCUCACCGGAGAAGCAAAUGGAUCAAAACAACAACACGGAUGAGAAUAGUUUUGUCGGUGACAAUUCCACAGCCAGAACAAGAUCACCGAGAGUGCCAAAGCCACCACCGACUCCAUCUUCUUUUUCUUCUUCUUCUUCUCAUUCUUCAAAUGUAAUCAAGGGCAUGAAGCCCCCGCCGCCGCCGCCGCCUCCGGUGUCUUGGAGGUCAGGCUGUGUGGCAAUCAAGGCGGUGCGAAGGGUACCAGAAGUUCUGGAACUUUACAGAUCUCUUACAAAGAAGGAAGGGAGAUCGGAUAUGAAAGCAGGCAGCUUGGGGACUCCAUCGCCUACCAAUUCCCGGGAAAUGAUAGGAGAGAUUGAGAAUAGAUCGGCUUAUGUUCUUGCAAUAAAAUCCGAUGUGGAAACUCAAGCCGAGUUCAUCAACUUUCUGACAAGGGAGGUGGAGAACGCAGCGUACAAGGACAUCGCCGACGUGGAAGCGUUCGUGAAGUGGCUGGACGAGGAGCUGUCCUACUUGGUGGACGAGAGGGCGGUGCUGAAACACUUCCCCCGGUGGCCGGAGCAAAAGGCGGACGCAAUGAGGGAAGCGGCCGUCGGAUACAGAGAGCUCAAGAACCUGGAAACAGAGGCGUUGGCCUUCCACGACGACCGCCGGCAGCCUACAGCCGUCGCCCUGAAGCGGAUCCAGGCGUUGCAGGACAAAUUGGAACGCGGCGUGCAGAGCACGGAGAGGGCGAGGGAGAGCACCGGCAAAAGGUUCAGGGAUUUCAAAGUCCCUUGGCAAUGGAUGCUCGACUCUGGCAUCAUCGCCCAAUUAAAGUCAGGUUCCAUGAAGCUGGCGAAGGAGUACAUGAACCGAGUGGUCACUUCGGUGAAAUUCGAUGCGUUCUCCGACGAGGAGGAAUUAAUGGAACAAGGUGUUCGAUUUGCUUACCGCGUGCAUCAGUUCAUUGGUGGAUUUGAUGAAGAAUGUCAUCAGGCGUUCCAAGAAAUGAAGAAGUUAGCAUGCGAUUGAAGAAGGCACUAAUGCGAUUCAAUUCAAGAAGUUUGGAAGACAUUAUACUACUGAACUCUAUGAGAAGUUUGCUAUAAGAGUUUGAUAAAAUUAGGUUAAAGACAGAAGCUUUAAUGAAGGGAGUCUUCUUCAUAUCUCAAUAAAGGCCAUUCAAAUAUGCAAAGAUCCUAAAAGUGUAUAAAAACUUUGC